UUUGACGGCGGUCGCGCUGCUGUCAGCCCUGCCAAGGGUGUUUUGAUAUAGCGUCUUUCCUCGGUAGCAUGACCAGCACAUCCAUGGACAUGGUGUUUAGAUAUGAAUUGGACGUCUGGGGUGACAUUUGUCGCGAGUUCCUUACCACGGAACAGUAGCCUGACAUAUGUAGGUCUAUCCUAGAUUUGAUGCUAGUCGCCGUUGGCUCCACUCGGCCAUGAUCAGCGGCAACUGGGUUGACAGAGCGUGGCCAAGAUUCGCCGAAUUUCCGGGGCCUCCGGGAAUUCUCCAUCCACUGUGGAGUACUGCACAAGUCUGUUUGGACGAGUGCCCAACGACAGGACAUUGCUGUAGCCGAGACUGUUCAAUGGUCGUUCCGGAGUGUAUGACAAGACCUUGGCUGAUUUUAGCGUACACGUUUCAGCUGAGCAUAGCCACUCAAUGCCUUGUUCUGGGGUCUGUGCUCUUUCAUGGCAUCCUGACCGGGUCCAUAAUAUGGCUGUGCCACAUGCAAAAGCCACAUCUCAGGUGCUGCACUGACUGUUCAGAUCAUGUGAAGUGGGUCCCUGACCUCAAUGGACAUAGUAACCUGAAAAUGUUUCGUAGAAGGUUUGACUCCUACCUAUUCUGGGCCUGACCAGCUACCCCUUGAAGUUUUUCACUAUUGUUAUUGUAUUAAACAAAUGUCAGCGUCUACAUACUACGCUAUGUGUAAGAAUUGGUUAAAGUAAUA
Molecule: messenger RNA, 733 nt
Organism: Aspergillus vadensis CBS 113365
Lineage: Eukaryota; Fungi; Ascomycota; Eurotiomycetes; Eurotiales; Aspergillaceae
Exons: 2
Coding region: 218-637 (139 amino acids)
Source: RefSeq, a predicted model, not a curated record